This is a messenger RNA of Pantherophis guttatus, 754 nucleotides long. The record is from RefSeq and is a predicted model, not a curated record. NCBI's taxonomy places the organism in Eukaryota, Metazoa, Chordata, Lepidosauria, Squamata, Colubridae.
ACUGAUGAAAUGUCCAUUUAAGGUGAUCAUAGAAGAAAAGGAGUGGUUCCAUUACUACAAGCCAGGAGACUACUGGAUUACUGGAAUAAUGUCUGGAGUUGUAGCUCGAUUGUAUCAAUUUUCGUUUUCCAAGCCUCCAACCCACCAACUGAAAAGUGAGAACACCACCUCUCACCUUCUGCCCUACUUGUUGGCUGUUCAUGAAGUCAACCAGAAUUCAAGGCUCUUACCCAACAUCACCCUGGGCUACAACAUCUAUCAGAACUUUUUCAGUGCAAGAAUGACAUAUGAGGCCAUGCUGGAUGUGCUGUCUACAGGACAGGAGAACAUCCCAAACUACAGAUGUGGAAAAGAAAAGAACCUGCUGGCGAUUCUUGAAGAGAUGGAUUCUGAACUCUUUGAUCAUAUUUCCAAUGUCCUGAGCAUCUACAAAUUUCCACAGAUCAACUAUAAUGUCAUCAACCAGACAGCUGAGCAAAAUUAUCGUUUUCCUUCUUCAUAUCGGAUGACCCCAAAUAAAGAACCUCCUUACUCAGCAAUUGUGCAGCUGCUCCUGCAGUUCCAAUGGACGUGGAUCGGCCUCCUUUCUCAGGACAAUGAAAAAGGAGAAAAAUUCAAAAGACGCUUGGAAGUUCUUGCUCUAAAAAAUGGGAUUUGCAUUGUCCUCUCAGGAACCGUCCCAGAAGCAAAUCUGAAGACAAGUGCUGGAGAAAUUCACAUGCAAGAAAAAAGAAAAAUCUUCAUAGGUUCCUGA